This is a messenger RNA of Aureobasidium subglaciale EXF-2481, 612 nucleotides long. RefSeq lists its product as uncharacterized. NCBI's taxonomy places the organism in Eukaryota, Fungi, Ascomycota, Dothideomycetes, Dothideales, Saccotheciaceae. Bases 1 to 612 code for a protein of 203 amino acids. The transcript has a single exon. The record is from RefSeq and is a predicted model, not a curated record. Gene Ontology annotation, molecular function: acyltransferase activity, transferring groups other than amino-acyl groups.
AUGCCUCCAUCCCAGAAGACAAGAGAAUGGCGGAUAAGCAUAUCUGAACAGGAGUUUCUCAUAUCAACCGACCUGAACAGCAUCUCACACGACUUUGUCAACAACGCCUAUGGCUCAGAUGACAUGUAUUGGGCGAAAGCAAUGCCUACGGCCAUUCUGCGGAACAUACUAUCAAAUUCGCUAGUACUUGGAGUCUAUGCAGUGCAGUUCCCUUCGCCCAAGACGGCGGAAGAGCCUUCAUCGCCAGAGACACCCUCUCCUACACUCGAGGAUCCAUCAUUCUACUUCUCCGACGAAUUCCAGGGAACCGGAGCAGGAGCAGAGAAGCUGGAACAAGUAGGAUUUGCUCGCUUCAUCACAGAUCAUGUCACAGUAUACUAUCUGACAGACGUAUAUGUUGAGCCGGAGUCGCGCGGCAAAGGACUGGGAAAGUGGUUAAUCUCAUGCUGCAGGGAGAUUCUCGAUUCAAAACCACAUCUAAUGAGAGCAAUGCUCAUGGCCUCACCAGGCGAUGGCAAGGAGUUUUACGAAGAGAAUCUGGGCAUGCGAGACAUGCAGGAAGAAGCUGCUGAAGGACACGUCCUGGCCAUGACAAGAAGGCGAAAUCAGUGA